Diachasma alloeum is the source of this 1540-nucleotide messenger RNA. RefSeq lists its product as uncharacterized. The transcript has 5 exons. NCBI's taxonomy places the organism in Eukaryota, Metazoa, Arthropoda, Insecta, Hymenoptera, Braconidae. The record is from RefSeq and is a predicted model, not a curated record. Bases 119 to 1324 code for a protein of 401 amino acids.
CAUUCAUUUGUAGUUGUUACUGCUCGCGCUGCCCCGUUCGGUUGUAGUUUACGUAACGUCAUGAAUUCAGUCGGUGUCUAUUAUUAUCAAUCCGAACGUCAAACGGAGAAGUGACAAAAUGUCGGAGUUGACCAUUGACUUCUCCCUUCUCGAAAAAAUAAUUCGGGAAUUUAAGAAGGACACUACCGCUCACGUGACUGCUGUAAAUUACAAAAAUGUUGGUGCAGCAGGAGAUAAUUACACAAGUGAAGUGAAACGUAUUCUAAUCAAGUACACAGCUCGUGGCGAUGGCGGUGACGCUGAGAAGGAAAUAUCAUUCUUCUUGAAGCGCAUGCAUGACCAGACGAAUGAGGCAGUAAAAACAAUGCUCCAAAGUGUAUACCAACAUGAGGUGAGGAUAAUGAUGGGACCAUUGAAGGACAUCAAUCAAAUGCUCACUGUAACGCGUAUACCUCGUUUGUUGUACUUCCGCCCUGAGGAGCCCUACUUCGCGAUCAUGGAGGAUCUGGCGCCCCUCGGUUUCGAAAUGGCGAGUCGCGUGACCGGCUUAGACCUGCCGCAUUCCUUAAUGGCAAUGCGUGGUCUUGCAGAGUUUCACGGAAGCUCUGUGGCGCUCUACGAGAAGAUGCCUGAUUACACGAGUGCAUUCACACUCGAUACCUUCGACGACCAGAACCAAGGAAUCUACCACUUCUUCAAUAACGGUUUGAAUUCAGUUGCAUCUGCGAUUUCGGGGUGGGAAGAACUUGGCCCCAAAUAUGCCGAGAAAUUGAGAAAUCUCACUAAAGUACUAUUGGAAAAGACCAAGACGGCUUUCAGUCCUCGUGAGAAUGAAUUCACUGUUCUCAAUCAUGGAGAUUGCAGCCAAUUGAAUAUCAUGUUCGCGCAUGAUGAGGAUAAGAAUCCUAUUAAAGUUGCAUUGGUGGACUUUCAAAUAGCGGGUUAUAACUCUCCAGUAGUCGAUCUGCGAUCCUUGAUCUCAAGCAGCACGACUCAAGAUGUAUAUCAACACCAUCAGCAUGCACUGCUCCAAGAGUAUCACUCAGUAUUAUCAGAAACAAUGAAGAAAUUCCAUUGUAAAACGCCGAUACCGUCUCUGGAGGAUAUUGAGAAGAUGUACGAUGACAGGGGAUUCAUCAGUGUUCUCUCAACAUGUGCUGUCUAUCCAAUUAUCCACGCUCAGCCAUCCGAUGUGGUUUCUCUCGAUGCCAUGCUAUCCGAAAAUUCCAAGGGAAGUAGCAGCCGGUACGAGGAGAAACACUUCAGGGAGUUGUUGAUAGCUCGUCUUAUUGAAUUUGACAAGCGCGGAUUGCUAGAUCCAUGAUGGAAAAGAGAAAUUUGAAUCUUUUCGUCAAUCAAAGUCUACAAUAAUUUGGAGACCGUAAAAACAAAGUUACUUUUUAAAUAAAAUAAUAGUUGAAGUUAUCCAAUUUAGUAGUUAGCAACUCAUUUUCUCGUAUCGUUGUGAACGGUGUAAGGAACAUAUCAAUAUAUUAGUAUUCCACAGUAAUAUAACCGUAAAACCAAAUAUUGCAGUGAA